This is a messenger RNA of Labeo rohita (rohu), 1908 nucleotides long. It is a transcript of the gene cetp, whose product is annotated as cholesteryl ester transfer protein, plasma. Lineage: Eukaryota; Metazoa; Chordata; Actinopteri; Cypriniformes; Cyprinidae. Gene Ontology annotation, cellular component: high-density lipoprotein particle. Gene Ontology annotation, biological process: triglyceride transport; triglyceride homeostasis; low-density lipoprotein particle remodeling. Bases 151 to 1632 code for a protein of 493 amino acids. The transcript is spliced from 16 exons. Gene Ontology annotation, molecular function: cholesterol transfer activity; phosphatidylcholine binding; triglyceride binding. The record is from RefSeq and is a predicted model, not a curated record.
CAGGGCCUGUCCACCCCCCCCAUCCUCUGAGGCUACCUCUGGAUGUGUCCCUCCCCCUCAGAUACUUGCUGAAUGGAAACAGAGCCCUUUUGAAAGAGAAUCCCGAAUAAUUGUAAAAGACAGAGGCUAGUCUGUUUUUUAGACUUUAAGAUGGAGAGGAGUGCAGUGGUGCUUCUGGUUCUUGCUCUGGUCAACAGUAAUAGGUGUUGUCUGGAUCCUCCCGCUGCCUACAAGUUUACAGGAGCAGUUUGCAGGCUUACCUAUCCUGCCGCUGUAGUUUUGAAUGAAAAGACUACUGAAGUGAUCCAGGCCGCUUUUCAGCAUGCCAGGUAUCCCACCGUCGAGGGAAAGCGAUCAAUAGGAUUUGGGACGGUGAAAUAUGGAUUCCACAACUUAGAGAUCCAUAACCUUUCCAUUGGAAAGAGUGAGUUUGAGCUAAGGGAGAAUGAAGGAGUUGGGAUCUCCAUUUCAAACGUGUCUGCUGUAUUCAAAGGGACUAUGAACUAUGGAUAUGGCAGCUGGCUACUUGACCUGAAACAGUCAGUGGAUUUUGAAGUUGAUUCACAAAUUGACUUGGUCAUUAAUCCAAAACUAUACUGUGGAAAAGGCAAAGUGGCUGCAGACACAUCAGACUGUUACCUUACAUUUCACAAACUGAAGCUGCUUCUGCAAGGAGACAGAGAGCCUGGCUGGCUGAAAAGAAUGUUCACAGAUAUUGUGACUUUCACUGUGAAGUUAGUGGUGAAGUCACAGAUCUGCAAGGAAAUAAACAAUGUGGCUAACAUACUAGCAGACUUCAUACAAGAGCAAGCAGAACAGUUUCUUAGUGAUGGUGAAAUUGGUGUGGAUAUCUCUGUGACUUCUUCUCCCAUCAUCAAAUCUAAUUAUAUUGAAUCAUACCAUAAGGGUUUGGUUAUUUACAAUAAUACAAAAUCAGACCUCAGCACAUCUGUGUUUAACCCAUCCCAACUAACUGAGAACCGUAUGCUGCACUUCUGGCUUGCUGAUGGGCUUCUAGACUCGCUAAUGAGCGCUGCACACCAUGAUGGACGAUUUAUUCGCAAUAUCUCUGGAACAGAACUCACGGAACUGUUUCAGACAGAACUGUCCUCAGCCAGGCCUGAAUUGUUGAGCAAGUGGCUGUCCUCUGAGGGUCCGAUGUUAAAGGCAAGGAGUGUGUCAGUUCCACACUUGUGGACCACCACAGUGGGCACAUCUGUCAGAGCUGUGGCAGGAGUCGAACUCUUAUUGGACGGUCAAGACAUGCCAGCACUUUAUUUUGAGACAGAUGUGACAGUUGUUGUGAAUGCCUCAUAUGCAGAGAAGAAACUAUUUCUGAAGGCCACUGCAGAGCGUAUUCAUAUAACAAAAAAUUCCACAUCAGAAGGACCCACUGAGAUGGAGGAGAGCUUGAGAAGUUAUCUUCAGGAGGCUGUGGAAAAAAUGGGAAUCCCCAAAGUCAUAUCAUACCUGGAGCCAGACUUAACCGCUUUGAUGGAUGAACAGGGACUCAGUCUCUUUGACCUCAUCAAUCCUGAAGUUAUACCUCAGGAUGGAUAUGUGAUAGUCCAGCUGGAUUUUGGAUUUCCACACCAUCUGCUGGUGGAAUUCCUCAAAAAGACGCUGAAUUGACAAUCUUGUUCUCAUAAAUGUACUAUUUCUCACACAAAAAACACUUAUAUCUCAUAAACAUGAAAAUAUGAAUGACUAUAUCAUAACUGCCAGUAUGGCUGUAUGUAAAGAGCUUUGAUGUUUUGUUUAGCUGUUCAGUGUUCAAAAUGUUGUACAUAUGCAAUUGUGAAUCACAAUGAUGUAGUUUUAUGUCCUUCAGUUAUAUGAUCUCAUGACUUCCAUGCAAUGUAGAGAUUGUAUUACCAUAAUUAAACGUUUCCUGAUUCUGUCACAUAA